CGGCUACUUUAUUUAAUUUAGAACGCCGACGUAGCUCUCUCGACGACGGCGCAACUCGCGGACAGACCUGCGGCUCCUGCAUGUGGUUCUCGCAUGUUUCAACUGUGAUCGCGGCUUAACACAACCGUACCGCGGAGACCGAUUAAUAAAAGAAACCGUGCCGCGCUACGUCCAUAUCAUUUCAGGACGGUACAGAUUUGGGACGAAAUCGUAAAACCAUGAAGUGCCUGUUGACGAUCGUUAUUCUCGUGACUGCUGCCUCAAUCAUCAAGGCGGAAACAUUCAAAGUCACCGAUCAGGUGUACUUUGAUAUCAUGAUUGGUAGUAAUCCAGUUGGAAGAAUUGUUAUUGGCUUGUUCGGCGGUAUCGCGCCGAAUACGGUGAAAAACUUUAUCACUCUUGCUACCACUGGCAUAGAAGGAAAAAAGUAUGAGGGGACCAAAUUUCAUCGCGUGAUAAAGAAGUUCAUGAUACAAGGUGGCGAUGUCGAAAAAGGCGACGGAACUGGCUCCAUCAGUAUUUACGGUAAAUAUUUUGACGAUGAGACUUUUGCGGUAAAGCAUAGCGGACCGUUGUUUGUCAGCAUGGCGAAUGCUGGAAAGAACACCAACGGCUGUCAAUUUUUCAUCACCACCAUAGCGACACCUUGGCUAGAUGAUCACCACACAGUAUUUGGAAAAGUGGUCAGCGGUGAAGAUGUGGUCUUCAAAAUCGAGCAGACGAAAACGGAUAGCGCUGAUGUUCCACUGAUCCCUGUAGUAAUUUACAACAGUGGAACUCUCCCAACAGAACAAUAUACUAUAUCAGACAAUCCUUACGAGUAAUCUAAUGUUUUCCAUGCGAUAUUAUUAUUAAUUUGCACCCUUUCCUAACUUUUCCGUAGAUCCAUAGAAUUAUUAUGUUCCAUUGUUUUAUUUUAGACCAUGUUUAAUUACAGACUAUAUGUUAGUAAUGUUUGCGCAACAAUUUUGCAGAUUGUAAUUAUCACAACAAUGAUUAAUUAAUUGAAUAAUCUCAUGUAUAAGACCGAUUGUAUAUUUAUGCGCUUUUCUGUAGACAGUUAUAUUUCUCAUGACGUUUAAUAAUAAUUUAUAUUUUUUAUUGCUCCAUAUGUUUGCGUGAACAAAAAGACUGAGUAGAUACAAACAUAAAAGUAGAUAUUGAAAUUGCAGUAUGCUUACGCACCAUUAGAUGUAUAUUUGAAAAUAUAUUCUUUCAUGCAUUAUUCAAC
This is a messenger RNA of Formica exsecta, 1231 nucleotides long. Its product is annotated as peptidyl-prolyl cis-trans isomerase, rhodopsin-specific isozyme-like. The record is from RefSeq and is a predicted model, not a curated record. Gene Ontology annotation, biological process: protein peptidyl-prolyl isomerization; protein folding. Gene Ontology annotation, molecular function: peptidyl-prolyl cis-trans isomerase activity. The transcript is spliced from 4 exons. The coding region runs from base 219 to 824 and encodes 201 amino acids. Gene Ontology annotation, cellular component: intracellular membrane-bounded organelle. Lineage: Eukaryota; Metazoa; Arthropoda; Insecta; Hymenoptera; Formicidae.